This is a messenger RNA of Amaranthus tricolor (Joseph's coat), 948 nucleotides long. RefSeq lists its product as uncharacterized. Bases 1 to 948 code for a protein of 315 amino acids. Gene Ontology annotation, molecular function: catalytic activity. Lineage: Eukaryota; Viridiplantae; Streptophyta; Magnoliopsida; Caryophyllales; Amaranthaceae. The record is from RefSeq and is a predicted model, not a curated record. The transcript is spliced from 2 exons.
AUGGGCUUACCUGUCUUACCGAUGGAGUAUUGGGGUGAAAGAUGCAUAAGGAAGAUUGUCGGGCUACUAAGGAAUGUAAUUAAAAUAGACAACGCAACAAAGAACAAGGAUAGACUAAUGUAUGCUAGAGCCCUCGUAGAAAUGGACAUAAGAAAAGGCCUACCGGAUGAGGUGUUCUUCACAAAUGAAUAUGACGAACUGGUCAAACAAGCCGUACAAUAUGACUGGAAACCCCUUUGGUGCCACCAAUGUCAACAACUGGGUCAUCAAUCUGGUGCUUACAAGCCAAAGAAAACCUUGAACCCAAUUCCUAAGAAACCACCAAGAAGAGGAUGGGUGAAGAAAGGAAGCCAAAAAGAUCAUACCAAAGCACAAAGAAAACACCAUGACAAUAGUGAGACCCGUGAAACCAUGAAAACCAACCCAACAACAAAAUUCAUGAUAAGAUCCUUUCUAUCAAAGCGUUGGGGGCUUACCCCAUCCAGGAUCAUGAAUAACAUCCUCACCUGGAACUUUAGGGGGUUAAAUAAGGCCAAUAAGCAAGCUGAAGUGGCCCAUUUUAUCGCUAACCACAACAUAAGCCUAUUUAGCCUCCUGGAGACGAAAGUAAAGCGACAAGGAAUUAGCGCUCUUUACCAAAGAAUCUAUCCAUCUUGGUGUAUUACGCACAACCUAGCUCUCCACAAGGGAGGUAGGAUUAUAGUAGCCUGGAGAGCCGAGGAAAUGAAAGUAGACAUACGGUUUGUUAGUAGCCAAAUUAUCCAUUUAAUUGUUAACCCUAAUGUAUGUGAUAGCUUUGAUUGCUCAUUUGUUUAUGGUGCAACUGACAAGAACGACAAGGGUAUCAUGCUUACUGAGCUUGAGAACAUAGACACAACCGUGACAAGGCCUUGGAUAGUAAUAGGGGAUUUCAACUACAAAUCCAAUCUUAAUAAGAGGAUAGGUUAA